Messenger RNA from Trichoplax adhaerens, 2481 nucleotides. RefSeq lists its product as uncharacterized. Gene Ontology annotation, molecular function: adenylate cyclase inhibiting G protein-coupled glutamate receptor activity. Gene Ontology annotation, cellular component: membrane. The transcript has 2 exons. The record is from RefSeq and is a predicted model, not a curated record. NCBI's taxonomy places the organism in Eukaryota, Metazoa, Placozoa, Uniplacotomia, Trichoplacea, Trichoplacidae. The annotation marks the transcript as partial. Gene Ontology annotation, biological process: regulation of synaptic transmission, glutamatergic; G protein-coupled glutamate receptor signaling pathway.
CGAAUUCAUAGGCUAUCAUGGCUCUCAACAUGUAUUAUCCUAGUUAUUGGGAUAGUAUCAACUACAAAUGCGGCAAUUGGUAGAAUGGUUAAAGAUGGCGAUGUUAUUAUCGGCGGCCUAUUUCCUGUCCAUAUUGAAAAUCAGCUUUCGCAUACGUUAUGUAAUGAAACAACCGAAAAAGGCGCAAUAUGGGUAAAAGCAAUGAUGUAUGCUAUUGAUAGUAUUAAUAAUAAUACAGAGUUAUUGCCUACUGUUACAUUAGGCUACGAUAUUCGUGAUACAUGCCAUAAUUUACAGCGUGCUAUUAAAGCUUCGAUGGACUAUGUUGUUGAUCCGGAUUUAGACAUUUCGGUUGCAUCGUACUUAAAUAGUUCUGAUGGCACGCUCCUAUCACAAGUCGCUGCUGUUGUCGGUGCAUCAAGUUCACAUAUUUCUAUGGCGGUAGUUGAUAUAUUGCGCGUAUACUGUUUACCAGUCAUAAGUUAUUCAUCCACUAGUCGAUUAUUGAGUAAUAAAAUACGUUAUAGUUCGUUUUUAAGGACAGUACCAUCGGAUGUUCAACAAGCUCGGGCUAUCGCUCAAUUAAUUCGCUACUUUAAUUGGACUUAUGUGUCGACCAUUGCUGUUGAUACAGCUUAUGGCCGCCAGGGUAUACAAUUAUUUCAUGAAGCAGCUGCUGCCUUAGGCAUUUGUACAUCACCAGUGAGCGAAAUAUUUUCAGCGUCUAAUCCAAAAUCCGAAUUACCACGAAUUAUCCAAAAAUUGAAGCAGCAAAGUAAUGCAACUGUAAUCGUUUUUUAUAGCGAUGAAUAUAACGCCAUGUUAUUACUCAAUGAAGCUGAUAAACAAAAUUUAGUUGGACGAACGUGGAUUGCAAGCGAGUCAUGGGGUGAUUCUAGUUAUAUUACAAGAAUGCCACCGGGUGUUAUUGGCGGUAUGCUAGGGGUAGUACCUCAAACUACUAGUAUGGACUAUUUUAAAAAUUAUCUUAAACAAUUCGCACCGCCUAAUCCGAUCGCAGAUCCGUGGUUUUAUCAGUACCUUUACGAUCGAUAUAACACUAAAAUUGAAUCUAAUGGCGAUAAACUAAAUCGUAACGAAUUGAUCAAGUUUGAAGUUGAUGAUUUACCGAUGGGUAAAUCACAAAACGUUAUCAACGCAGUCUAUGCAAUUGCACAUGGAUUAGAUAAAUUAUUACGGCAUGAUGGCAAUCAACAUUUACAACAACCAAUUGAUCCAAGUCGAUUAUUGGCUUUUAUUAAUAAUCAAACAUUUAUAGAUCAAGCUAAAAAUGUUGUUCAAUUUGAUGAUCAUGGUGAUCCAGUGCCUAACUUUGUCGUUGUUAAUUUACAACCUGAUCGUCAGCCAUUUGGUCGUAUGAAAUAUAAAAUUGUUGGUCACUGGCAAUUAGUUAAUAAUAAAUCUUCAGAGAUGGAAUUAGUGAUGAAAGAUGAUGAUAUUAUUUGGAAUGGAUGGACACAUAAUCUACCGAUAUCGACUUGUAGCGAACAAUGUAGUCCUGGUCAAGAAGUUGUAUAUUUAACUUGGAAAUCAAGUUGUUGUUGGCGAUGCCGAAGAUGUUCAACUGGUUUUAUUAGUAAUACAACAGAUGCAACAAGUUGCCAGAAAUGCCAAUUAGGUUUUAAAACAAAUCUAAAUCGAACAAAGUGUUUGCAAUUGCCUAUUGAAUUCCUUAAUUGGAAUAAUGCCGUUGCCAUAACUAUCAUCACACUUGCUAAUGUUGGGAUAGCUAUUAAUUUUUUAUUUCUUGGUAUUUUAAUUUGGAAUCGAAAUCAUAAAGUGAUUCAAGCUACUAGUAAAGGCUAUCUUUUCGUUGUGUGGAUUCUGGUUAACGCUGGUUUUUUGCUAUGCUACUUAUACAUUGGUGAACCGACUGAUGUUCUUUGCACUAUUCAACCCAUCUAUUUUGGACUCAACUAUACCAUUGUUUUAUUAGUUAUUACGUUGAGAGAGAUGACAUUAAUGUUUAAAGGUUAUCAAGAAGAAAAAAUUGCUAGUACUUACCUUAUUCGGUACUUUCAGUCAUGGGGAUUUCGUUAUUUUUUCUCAUUUGCAAUAUUAUGUGGCCAAGUCACUAUCUUAGGCAUUUGGAUGUUUACGUCCCCUCAAACGUCUGUGAAAAAUUAUAAACAUUCUGAUCGCAUCUUAUCUGGAUGUUCACGUGAAUUUGAUUCUUCUUUUCCAGCAACCACAAGUAUCGUCUACGUUAUUAUGAUAUGUUUAUUCACCACUUAUAUCAGUUUUAAAGUACGCCACUUACCAUAUUGUAAUUAUGAGGGCAAAUACAUUAACUUUUGCUUACUAUGUAUUUUAUUAGGCUGGAUCGCCUUUAUACCGUCUUAUUUAGCUACUGCGGGUAUUGGCCACGUUAGUUUAAUCUGUUUUUCAGUUAUUAUUAAUUCGAAUUGUGUGCAAUGGUUUAUAAUAUAUCCUUCAGUUUAUCAGAUUGUUAUUAGGCCU